CGUCAAACGUAAGCAAACAUAACCAACAAACCCAGUUAAAAGUGAAUAUUUUAUUGUUAAAUGCAAAUAAAAUGGCCUGGCUGCAAAAUUUGGCCGGAAAAGCCGAGGACCUGCUAAACAAAGUCGAUCAGAAUGCUGCCACCGUCCUAAACAAGUCUACAUCUAAAUCAACGGAAAAACUAAACUUGUUGACAUCUAGUUCGAGCAGUGACUUAUUUAAGGAGGAUGAAAUUAGAGCCAGUUCCAGUCACACCAGCUUAAAUACAUAUAACAGAACACCAGUAAAAAGACAGUCCCCAGUAAGUGAUGUUCCUAAAGAUACAGACUUGGUGGAUACAGGCAUAACUUUCACAGUUACAUCAGAGAAGAAAAAAGAUACAGCAUCAGAAGAGGCAAUAAGUGAUAAAUUACUACGUAGUGAUAAAUCAGUGUCUUCCAACUCAUCAAUACAUCACAGUUUCCUUUUAGCGGAGGAAGCGCAAAAUUUACACCAAAAGAUUGCAAAGCUUGAACUUGAGAAUCAGGAUCUGAAUAAGCAGCUUUUAAAUCUGCAACACCUUUACUCUGGUUUAAGAAAUGAUAAUUCCAAUCUACAAACUCAAAUUGAAAGAACCAAUGAACAAUUAUCCUUUGCUCAACAGGAAAAGGAACAGUACAUUGCGAGGGCCCAAAGAAUUUUACAAGAAAAGGAAAACUUGAUAGCUUUAAAACAAGAAAAUGCAUCACCUGAAGAAAACGAGAAUAUAUUCGCGAAUUACAACGACCAGUUAAAGGAAGAACUAAAAUUUCAACAGGAAAAAAACAAUGAACUGUUGGAGAAAAAUCAGAGAUUAACAAGUGAUAUACAAUCAUUACAAAUGCAACACCAAGUGAUUUUAAAUGGUUUGCAGCAGUCAAAUCAAGCUUUAGAGGAUAGUCUAUUGAAUGAGAAAAAAUUCAGAAAAUCCGCUGAAGAAGAUUGCAUUAUUAAAACCAGGGAAAUACAAGCAAAACACCAAGAGUUGACCCAACUUGAAAUGCAGUUGAAAGAACACGAAAACGAAAUUGCGAAGUUGCAGUUAGCAUUAAAACAGAAGAAAAUGGUCAAUGUUAAUGAAGACCUGGAGAGUCAAGUGCAAAGUUUAACGCAGACACUAAUGAUGAAACAGAACAACUUAGAGACUGUCACAACUGAAAGAAAUGCCCUGAGAUUACAGGCUGAAAAACUGGAAAUGUUGCAGAAGGAACAUCUGCAGAAAAUCGCCCAGCUACAGAAAUCCCAGGUGAAGAUCAUCAACGUUCAAGAUGCAAACGAAGAUAGAAAUCAGAUACCAAAGUUUAUGAGGGUCUCCCUGUUUGAUCAGGGAAUGACGAGGAGAGUGAAACACGCUUAUUCUGUGGUGGAUGCCAUAAGCAUUAGAACUGGAAUAUUUCUAAGGCGCUACCCUGUUGCUAGAGUUGUUAUAUUUUGUUAUAUGGUACUUCUGCAUAUUUGGGUCCUAAUAAUACUGUUUUUAUACGCACCCAGUAAUAGAUAACCAGUUAUAGUACUGUUUGUGUAAAGUGUUGUUUAAAAUUAAUACAUAAUUUAUAAUUGGUUUAUUUA
Aethina tumida (small hive beetle) is the source of this 1585-nucleotide messenger RNA. It is a transcript of the gene Golgin84, whose product is annotated as golgin-84. The record is from RefSeq and is a predicted model, not a curated record. The coding region runs from base 72 to 1517 and encodes 481 amino acids. Gene Ontology annotation, biological process: retrograde transport, vesicle recycling within Golgi; Golgi organization. The transcript is spliced from 6 exons. Gene Ontology annotation, cellular component: Golgi cisterna; Golgi membrane. Lineage: Eukaryota; Metazoa; Arthropoda; Insecta; Coleoptera; Nitidulidae.